This is a messenger RNA of Cydia amplana, 580 nucleotides long. Its product is annotated as 2-oxo-4-hydroxy-4-carboxy-5-ureidoimidazoline decarboxylase-like. Gene Ontology annotation, molecular function: 2-oxo-4-hydroxy-4-carboxy-5-ureidoimidazoline decarboxylase activity. The record is from RefSeq and is a predicted model, not a curated record. The coding region runs from base 59 to 577 and encodes 172 amino acids. Gene Ontology annotation, biological process: allantoin metabolic process; urate catabolic process. The transcript has 3 exons. Lineage: Eukaryota; Metazoa; Arthropoda; Insecta; Lepidoptera; Tortricidae. Gene Ontology annotation, cellular component: peroxisome.
UAUUCAGAUAAGAACCGUCAGUCAGUCAGUGACAACAGUCGUGUACCUACUUAAAGCCAUGUCUUCUUUAAUAACUGUGUCAGAGGUAAACAAUUUAUCUGAAGACCAGUUUGAGUGGAUGUUUGGCAAUGUGAUAGAACUGUGUACGGAAGCUGCGGCUAAAGUGAAGACUAAACGACCAUUUACGAGUGUAGACGAAUUGUGCAAGGCGUUUGCAUCGUAUUUGGAUGAGAUUACUGAAAACGAAAAGUUAGUGGUUUUGAGACUGCACCCCGACCUGGCCGGCCGACUGGCGGCGCGCGGCGAACUGACGCGGGAGUCCACCGACGAGCAGCGCGCUGCGGGCCUCGACCGCCUCUCGCCCGAGCAAGCCUCCCUCAUAGGCUACAGAAACGAGAAAUACAAAGCAAAGUUUGGAUUCCCUUUCAUCAUAUGUGCGAGAGUAAACAAGAUUGAUUCUAUAAUAGAGGGCUUACAGCAGCGCUACAACAACACCCGCGCCCAGGAAAUACAAACAGGGAUCAACGAAGUCAAGAAAAUCUGCAAGCUGAGGAUUCUGGAUAUCGUUCAACAAUAAUGA